This is a messenger RNA of Lizanozyma spartinae, 3528 nucleotides long. RefSeq lists its product as uncharacterized. NCBI's taxonomy places the organism in Eukaryota, Fungi, Ascomycota, Pichiomycetes, Serinales, Debaryomycetaceae. The record is from RefSeq and is a predicted model, not a curated record. The transcript has a single exon. The coding region runs from base 1 to 3528 and encodes 1175 amino acids.
AUGUCUAAGGUUUUUUCCAUAACCAAAAAGUUAUCAGUUAAGGCAGGCCUUAACUCAGGCAACCUGAAUAAAGACAUUCAAAGUGAUCCUCAAACUUUGCAGAAUACAAUCCCAAUUGCUUCUAAUAAAGCUGAACCUUUGUCAUCAAAACCCUUUCGUAAUAAUGGUAACGUUAGAACAGAAGAAUCCUCCCUUUAUGCUUCUCCUAUACUUCCUAGAACCCCCACGAUGUCCACUUUUGGUUCCUCCACUUCUUUAAGAAGCCCCAACCCGUCAACCCGUGGGCCCUCGUCGUCUCCUCCAUCAAAGUUGAUAAAACAAUUGUUGAAAAAAUAUAAGAAACUAGAAAUAUCUUUAACCAGAUUUAAUUCUAAAUCAAAUAGCAGAACAAAAACAAAUAUCUUACGUUUAACAUUGUUGCCAUUUUUACGUCAUAGCAAUGAGUUUAAUGAUUUGAGUAAAUACACUGACUCUAAUAUCUGUGGAUCAUUAAAUAAUGUACUUCUUACAGUGUUGAUAAAAUGGUGGGAAGCUCUUUUAUGUGGUUUGCUUGAUAAAGUGCCUCCCUCAACUGCUACAAGUAGUUUAUCUUGCUCUCCGAAUUCUCAGCAAAGCUCUGAGCCUUCCAUGAAAACCAAGCUUCCCAAUAUUCCCGAAUCUCAACAUCAUUUUAUGCCAGCUCCUCACUCCCAAGUUGGUUCAAGCGAUAGAAACGCAUAUUUAGAGGGUAUAUCUCGUAUCAUCGCUCGUCGUGAAUGGUUCGCCUUGCAUAAGAAGUUGGAUAAGGAUUUGAUUCACCAAUUUGAAUAUCUCUUGGAGACAACUUUGGAUUGCUGUGUUUACAAAUUACAAAAUUAUAAGCAAGUACCUUUAUCUUUACUGUCAUUCAUUGGGAAAGUAUUUGCAUAUCUGUUUUUCCAUAUUCCCGAAGUCGCUAAAGCUCUUAUGUUUCUAUUAGGUACUAAAUUGUCGCAGCUUGAUGGAGUUAAGAAGUGCUUCUUAAAAGAGGAAGACGAAGAGGUGCACGAUGAUGAAGAAAGUUGCCAAUCGAAGUCAGAUAUGAUGAAGAAGAUAUUUACUGAAGCAUUCCCUCCACAUUUACACGAAUUCAUUGAUUUCAAAGGUAAUAGGGCGAAUACUCAAUUGACGAGAGGACAAAGUACACUUAUUAAUGCCGUCCCUCCUCCAAAGCAUCCUGUCAGAGGAAUCAAAGAUCCAAAUGGUAUUUGGGUUAAGCGCUGGAAUUCUUAUGAUUCAGAUAUCUUUUGUUCGUUUCUCAGACAUUAUUUGAGCAUUGUAGAGGAUCUUAUCGGUAAAGAGAACAGCUUGGGUUACCAAACGUUAGUAAGGUACUGCCCAGGUUUAAGCAUUGUGACUGCGCAUAUUUUGCAGAAUAUCAAAAAUGUGGUUUACAAUAGACCCAUGCUUUCAUCGCCAAUGAUCCCUGCUAACAUAUCUAUGGAUCCGUCAGGCACAACAAAGGCAUCACCUUUGCCUCCUACUCCAACCAGAGGUAGCAAUGGAAAUGCAAGUCAAAAUGGGGCGACUGCAAAUGAAAACCAGGGCAAUAACAAAUAUUCCUCACUCAUUAAGAUUUUCAAUGUAUUGCGGGACUCAUUAUAUCACUCCAAUACAGUGCUGAGGGAAUUCAUUCAUAUUAUUGAUGGAAUAUUGAUUUCUGAAGCCAAGUCUAUAUCAGUAUAUGAUGUGAACAAAGCGAGCCCUGUUUUCAACUUGGUAUAUGAGUUUGCUAACCAUAUUGAUGGUAAUCCUUUCGGCUAUGAUUUGAAUUGGACAUUUUGGUUAGACUGUAACUACAGAAUGCUUAACUGCACGGAUCACAUCCAGUUAAUGUUGAAAUCAUUAUCUUUUAUUUUUAACUCCUGGGAUUUAAUUCCUGUUGGUUUCAACUUCUCACCGGUACCGAAUAUUAAUGAACCAUAUGACAAUAACGAUGACAGUUAUCCAUGGAUUCUGUUUGCUGAGUACGGUGACAAGUUGAACUUUUCACGUUGGCUCAUCUGCCAAGAGACUUUUGAAAAGUUUUUCAUUCAUUGGCAUCCGAUAGUUAGAUCUUACUACAUUAGAUUUCUUGUAUGGAGAUUGAUCGGAGUUAAUAAUCUGGAAAAUACAGUUCAAAUUGAUUUGAUUUCAGAGUUGAAUUCCGUUUUAACAACCGGUUUUAAUGUUUUAGUUGAGCACUUGGAAUGUUUCGCUCUGACAGGAGCAAGUUACUCUUCCUUGUCUGCAUUGGAUUUCAAAGUUGAUAGUCCUUUAGCUAACCGUCGAUUAAGUGUUAUGGCCAUAAGAGAUGAAUUUUUGGACUUAGAAUGCUUCCAUGACUUGAGAAAGACUCAUCCCUUUGAAAUCUUUGAUGAGGCAGUUUAUACUUGUCUUGCAUUAACUGUCAACCCUUUGGUUAAUGUGAACAAUAGCCUGAAUAGUGUUGAAGCUAGUGCCGGUUCACUGAUUUCUAAGAAUGAACGGUCGAAUGGGUUAGUAAGUUCAUUGGGAAAAUUUUUGAAGGGGUUAACAGUGAAGGAUGAAGAAGAGCUAAGUAGAUCGUCCCAAGAUUAUUUGAGUCAACAUCCACCCAGUUCUUCCACCAAUUCAAGCGGAACCAGAAGCACUAGUUUGGGGAGCAUGGGAAUUGAUUCCAAAUUUGGAUCUUUCUCAACGUUAAUUCUGAGAUCACCCUCUCCUUCUUUAUUUUCUUUCAAUCUGGAUCCUACAUCGUUAUCACUGUUUAGCAGCGAAGAUGACGAUGAAAGCGACAUGGAUAAAGUGUCAUCAAGUUUGGAUGAAAUAUUUGCAUAUGGAGAAGAAGAGUCAUAUGGCGUCACUUGUGGUGAUUCUGUACAUUCAACUCCCAAAAGUAGUCAAUCACGUCGGGAUACUACUCCAGCCUCUCGUGCCUAUUCAUCAAGAAAGACGAUAUUCAAAUCACCACCAGAUGUCAUUAGACCCAUCUACAAGAUUGAUAUUGUCAUUGAUCACGAUUCAUUCAAUGACAAGCUACGGAUAGUAAAUAAUAGUGUUCGUGGUGGCUAUCCAUGGGUAAUCUCGUUAAGAAAUCAAUGUGAGUUACCACCUGAGCCUACCAUUCCUAACAUGUCAAUUUUCAUAACAAAUGACCCAUUCAAUAAGUUUUUGAUCCAAGAAGAAUAUAUGAUAUUUAGCAAUCAGCCUGAUGAUGAUCAAAAUUGCCAAAAAAAGAAAGCAUUCGAGUCCAAGCUAAACAUGAAUGUAAUCAAUAAUUUGGGGAAAUCUUUAUUUGAAUAUCAUAAAGUUGUGGAAGAGUUUAAGUUUUUUUUGAGCAAGAGAGUUGAGUUUGAUCACUUGAAUUCAUUACCAACGUUUGCCUCCAACUCCGCAACCAAUAGAGAUGUUGAUUCGGGUGUGCCUUCAAGUGGCAAUGGAUUUCAAGGAUUUGCAGAUGGAAGUUCGCUUGAUGAAGCAACAUAUUUGAGGAGAAUAAUGCCCAAUUUGUGUAUCGAUACUGAAAUGGGGUUUGCUAAUGCUGGAUAA